GUUUUCUAUACUGCUAAUCUUUCGUUACUUAAUUUACAAGACAUCCAACGGUCGUUUCUUACGUUCCUUUCCUAUAUCGCUAUUUCAAUAAUAUAUCUAUCAAAAUGGUCGACGCUCCUGAAAGCCCCGUCCCGCAGCAACAAAGUGUGUAGAAGUUUGGGAGGCUCAUCUAGGGCUGGAUCCAACAAUGAAGAUAAUGUGCCACGAAUCACUAAUGAGUUCUUAGCACCCGUCAAGUCAUUCAACCAGAAUGGUGUCAGAACGACAGGUCGUGCCUUCCAUUCCUCAGGCUAUCUCCGAAGGACGCCGUCUAUAUGUGGGCAACAUGCCUUACACUGCCAAGUCGGAGGAUGUGCAAGCACUGUUCGACGCAGCCGAGUUCCCAAUCGAGCGGAUCGAUAUUGCCAUUGACCCUUUCACCGGCCGCAACCCUUCAUACUGCUUUGUCGACCUUGAAACAAAGGAAUUGGCAGAGAAAGCCAUGAACGAAUUAGAUGGUCGCGACAUGCUUGGCCGUCCGGUCAAGAUCAAGCCGGGUGUGGUCAAGUCCUCCAGCGAACGCGCCCAGCAACAGCCGCGGACAGAUGGAUCUCCCCGUGCUGAGAACAAGACAUCGCCUUUCUCCAUGGACCGGUGGCGCCGCCCCGAUGCUCCUACCUUUGCCAAGGUCAACAGCGAUUCCAGCCGCCGUCUCUAUGUCGGUGGUAUCCCCCGCUUGACCGACCAGGAGGCUAUUUCCAGCAAUAUCACAACAUUCUUCAAGGACUACAAACUGUAUGCUCCCCAUUCCUCCGGAAGCUAGACUGCGUGAUGAUGCUGACAUGCCCGACUUCUAGUGAGAACAUCAGCAAACUGUUCACUCCUCACCCCGCCAAGCGUUUCGAGCCCGGUGACCACUACUACUUGUUCGUCGACUUUGGGAGCGUGGAAGAGGCACAGUCUGCCAUGAAUGCCCUGAACGGACAGGAGGGUCCUUGGG
Aspergillus alliaceus is the source of this 979-nucleotide messenger RNA. Its product is annotated as RNA recognition motif domain-containing protein. Gene Ontology annotation, molecular function: RNA binding. The transcript is spliced from 4 exons. Lineage: Eukaryota; Fungi; Ascomycota; Eurotiomycetes; Eurotiales; Aspergillaceae. Bases 251 to 802 code for a protein of 183 amino acids. The record is from RefSeq and is a predicted model, not a curated record.